Molecule: messenger RNA, 2773 nt
Organism: Ilex paraguariensis (yerba mate)
Lineage: Eukaryota; Viridiplantae; Streptophyta; Magnoliopsida; Aquifoliales; Aquifoliaceae
Source: the annotation of a GenBank genome assembly
CUCUCUCUCUCUCUCUCUCUCUCAUCACUGAUCUAUACAUACACACAGUUUAUAGCUAUAGUUUAAUCAACACACUCUCUCUCUCUCUCUCUCUCUCUCUCUCUCUCUCUCUGCCACACAUCAAAGCAUCAGCAGCUGUUUCCUCCACCCAGCAGUGGCAGCGCUGCUCUUGCAGCUGCUGCCUACUGCAACUUUUGCAGGUUAAGAGCCACUACAUCUCCUACAACGGCUUUUGUGAUGAUGUGUGGGCUAAUUGAUCUUAACACUGUGAACGACGACGAUGCAGUGUCGCCGUUCGAAUCGCCGUCGUCGAGCUCUGGUUCUGGCUUGCCGGCUAAUUUUUGUUCGGUUUCAGCUAUGGCUACGGCUAAUUCUUCGUCGUCGUUUUCGUCGGUGUGUUUGGAGCUGUGGCACGCUUGUGCUGGAUCAGUGAUAUCGUUGCCGAAGAAAGGGAGUGCGGUGGUGUAUUUGCCACAGGGUCACUUGGAACACCUCUCUGAUUUUCCUGCCACUGUUCGUGAUCUUCCGCCUCAUGUCUUCUGCCGCGUUGUAGAUGUUAAGCUUCAUGCGGAGGCAGCUACUGAUGAAGUAUAUGCACAAGUAUCUCUGGUGCCAGACAAUCAGGUAUAAAUCACUGUGUAUGUGUGUUCUCUACCUCCUAUUUGACGUAUAUUGCUUAUAUUUCCUCUUCUUUUUUUUCCUUGGAAACUUAUAAUUCCUCUGUUUCCACAGGAAGAAUUGAUGAAUUUGGUUGCCUUUAAGCCUGUACUUGUGAUGUAUAUUUUGGCUUUUUGUAAUGCUGUAAUUAUUGGAGCGAAAUUGUGGUGGAAUUAAUUAAUAUUUAUAUGAACAGAUUGAGCAGAAAUGGAAGGAAGGAGUAAUGGAAGCAGCUGUAGAUGAAGAGGACGUUGAAGGUGCUGGAAAGGCUACGACACCACACAUGUUCUGCAAGACUCUCACUGCUUCUGAUACUAGCACUCAUGGGGGUUUCUCUGUCCCCCGCCGAGCCGCUGAGGACUGUUUUCCCCCACUGGAUUAUAAACAACUGAGACCUUCCCAAGAGCUUGUAGCAAAAGAUUUGCAUGGGAUUGAAUGGAGGUUCCGGCAUAUUUACCGGGGCCAACCUCGGAGGCAUUUGCUCACUACUGGUUGGAGUGCUUUUGUUAAUAAAAAGAAGCUGGUCUCCGGAGAUGCUGUGCUGUUCCUUAGGGGUGGCGAUGGAGAAUUGAGAUUGGGAAUCCGAAGGGCAGCACAUGUUAAGAGUAGUGCUACUGUUCCAGCUCUCUGUAGCCAGUGGUUGCACGGCAGCACCAUUACUUCUGUGGUGAAUGCUAUAUCCACGAGAAGCAUUUUCAGCAUUUGCUACAAUCCAAGGGCUAGCACAUCAGAGUUCAUAGUGCCUUUUUACAAAUUUUCGAAGAGCCUGCAACAUUCUUUUUCUGCCGGGAUGAGAUUCAAGAUGCAUUUUGAAGCUGAAGAUGCAGCAGAGAGAAGGCACACUGGACUUAUCACUGGUAUCAAUGAUAUGGAUCCUGUUGGAUGGCCUGGUUCAAAGUGGCGGUGCCUAUUGGUAAGGUGGGAUGACAUGGAGGUUACCCGACAUAAUAGAGUUUCUCCUUGGGAGAUUGAGCCAUCUGGUUCUGUUUCUGGUUCUAGCAGCUCGAUUUUACCUGGUACAAAGAGGACGAGGAUUAGUUUGCCUACGUCAAAACCUGAUUAUCCAGUUCCCAGAGAUGGGAAAGGAGUGUCAGACUUUGAAGAAUCUGUAAGAUUGCAUAAGGUCUUGCAAGGUCAAGAAAUUUUGGGUUUUAGUUCUCGUGAUGGUGAUGGUGCUGCUGCUGCUCAGAAUAAUCAUCCAUCAGUCAUGAGGUGCUUUCCUGGAUUCAACAGCCCCAGGGUGUCUGCAAUGGGAAAUGGUGUCAGAAACCUGCUUGGUAAUUCUGAUACUUCCUAUGAAAGCAUUGUCUUUGGUGAAUCUAUUCGAUUCAACAAGGUCUUGCAAGGUCAAGAAACAUUUACUAACCUGCCUUGUGGAAGACGCUCUGCUGGUAACCAGAUGCUGGAUAACAGUGGCCCUGGGAUCAAUGCUUCUGUUCGAGCACCAAGUUCCGGAAGUGGAUGGUCAGCUCUCGUGCAGGGUUACCGUGCUCAAGUGUGCCCAUCAGCCCCAUUAGUUCAAGCUUCGUCGCCUUCUUCUGUGCUUAAGUUUCAGCAAGCAAGCACUCCAGCUCCUAACUUCCAUGCGUUGUAUAAUGUUAAUGAUCUGGAGAAGCAUGAGAGUAGCAACAUGACUUCAUUGGGUGUUUCUGAAAGAUAUGGGCAGAGGAUCACCUCAUUCUCUCCUUGUGAGCGUAGCUCUAGGAGGGGAGAUUUGCAAAGCAUCACUUCAUUUGAUCGUCUGAAGGAGGAGAAUCACUCGAGUUUUCCCCAUCUUCCUCUACAGAGUCAAUCAUCAUUUGGGGGCAAUGAGAAGAUUACUUCCACGUGUAAAAGUAGCUGCAGACUCUUUGGUUUUUCACUGACUGAGGGAAGUUGUUCUACUCAACUCACUUCUCAAUGUGAUCCUCAACCUCGAGCCCCUUCUCUGUCUCGAGGUGAGGAGAACAUGCACCCAAAGCCCCCAUUGGUGGCCAAGGUAGUGGGAGGCAGUUGCACCAAAGUGAGCAACCUUUAUGCUGUUAGAGAUAUGCUUCUUGAUAUAGCAUUGUAGUGUCUUUCUGUUGUGAGACCCAAUUUGCAGACUUCCACAAAGCAAAAGGGCUUUUGAUGGUGU